AUGCAGGGAGAGGGCGGGAGUAAAAAAAUACCUUGGCGACUGGGCGAGUCUGACGAAUAUGACGGCGCCACAAAGUACUUUGAUUUAUUUGUCUCAGAUAUGCGAGUGCGAGCAGGCCAUUGGUGCAGCGGCGCAACUCUGCUGACUAGUUGCGUCCUCUUGGCUGUUUUAACCGCUUCUCAGUCGCCUCUAAUGAUGAUGAUGGUGAUGGCGGAACUUGCCGUCCUCUAG
This is a messenger RNA of Dibothriocephalus latus, 231 nucleotides long. NCBI's taxonomy places the organism in Eukaryota, Metazoa, Platyhelminthes, Cestoda, Diphyllobothriidea, Diphyllobothriidae. The record is from the annotation of a GenBank genome assembly.